AUGGCCUGCCGCUCCUGCGUCGUUGGCUUCGGCAACCUCAACAGCUGUGUGGUGACCCAGGCGAGCAGUCCCUGGCUUGGGACCUCCGGAUGGAGCAAUUACAGAGCCCCCGAGCUGGGCUUCAGCUCCAGCAGCCUCACAGGCUGUCUGUCAGCUAGCGCCAUCCCCAAGGUGACCGUGAACCCCAGCCUGCUGGUACCUCUGGACCUCAAGGUGGACCCAGCCAUCCAGCAGCAGAAGAGCCAGAAGAAGGAGGAAAUGAAGGUCCUCAAUGAUAAAUUUGCCUCCCUGAUUGGCAAGGUGCAAGCCCUGGAGCAGCGCAACCAGCUGCUGGAGACCCGUUGGCGCUUCCUGCAGAGCCAGGACUUGGCAGCCUUUGACCUUGGACACCUCUACGAGGAGUACCAGGGCCGACUGCAGGAGAAACUGCGCAAAGUGAACCAGGAGAGGGGCCCGAUUGAGGCCAAACUGCUGCAGGAGCUUGAGAUGGUGGAGGAGUUUCAGAUCAGGUAUGAGGACGAGCUCGCCAAGCGCACGGACAUGGAGUUCACCUAUGUGCAGCUGAAGAAGGACCUGGAUGCAGAGUGUCUUCGACGGACAGGACUAGAGACCAAGUUAAAAGGCCUGAAGAGCUUUGUGGAACUGAUGAAAAGCAUCUACGAGCAGGAGCUGAAGGACUUGGCAGCCCAAGUGAAGGAUGUGUCGGUGACCGUGGGUAUGGACAGCCGCUGCCACAUUGACCUGAGCGGCAUCGUGGAGGAGGUGAUGGCCCAGUAUGACGCCGUCAUGGCUCGCAGCCUGGAAGAGGCCAAGGCAUACUCCCAGAGCCAGCUGGAAGAGCGGGCUGCCUGCUCAGCCGAGUCUGAGAACAGCCUCCAGAGAAGCCGCGGCGAGAUCGCUGACCUCAAAGUGCGCAUCCAGAAGCUCCGAUCCCAGAUCCUCUCCAUCAAGAGCCACUGCCUGAAACUGGAGGAGAACAUCAAGGCAGCCGAGAACCAGGGUGAGCUGGCCUUCCAGGAUGCCAGGGCUAAGCUGGCCCAGCUGGAGGACGCCCUGCAGCAGGCCAAGAAGGACAUGGCGCAGCAGCUGCGCGAUUACCAGGAGCUGAUGAAUACCAAGCUGGCCCUGGACGUGGAGAUCGCCACCUACCGCAAGCUGGUGGAGGGCGAGGAGAGCCGAAUGGACUUGCCCUCAGCCACUGUGAUCAGCUCCAUGCAGUCCAGGCCUAGAACUGCUGCCUCCAAGUAUGGCCUCUCGAGAGCCCCCUCCCGGAAAAAGAAAAACAGGGAAGACCUCGUGAUCAAAAUCACCGAAACCUCAGAAGACUUCCUCUCGCAGGAGUCAGAGCUCUCACAGUAA
Mesoplodon densirostris (Blainville's beaked whale) is the source of this 1359-nucleotide messenger RNA. It is a transcript of the gene KRT80, whose product is annotated as keratin 80. Gene Ontology annotation, cellular component: keratin filament. Lineage: Eukaryota; Metazoa; Chordata; Mammalia; Artiodactyla; Ziphiidae. The transcript is spliced from 9 exons. Gene Ontology annotation, molecular function: structural constituent of skin epidermis. Gene Ontology annotation, biological process: intermediate filament organization; keratinization. The coding region runs from base 1 to 1359 and encodes 452 amino acids. The record is from RefSeq and is a predicted model, not a curated record.